UCAGGACGAGCGAGCACAGCUGAAGAAUAAGAAUGAAGAAGAGAGAGAGAGAGAGAGAGAGAGAGAGAGAGAGACCUGAUCCGGAGAGAGGCUGAUCUGAGCGCGUGCAGAAGAGCGUUUCAGCAGACGGAGAAGUCAGACGGAGCAGAGCUGCAGUCGGACAGUCGGAGAACGAGGACAUCUGGACAGAUCCCUUCACCCAGAAGGAUCAGGGAGCAGCUUCAGGUGUGAGUCUCCAUGGCAACAGAUAUGUUUAUGCUGCUGAGCGUCUGCCUCAGUGUGAGCCUGGCGAUCAACAUCGACACGUCGUUUCCGGUGCUGAAGACAAUCGGGAGCAAGAAUCUCUUUGGAUUCUCAGUUGCUCUGCAUGAGGAUCUGGAGACGGGAAAAUACCUGCUAUUGGUCGGCGCUCCCAGGGAGAAGGCGGAGCCUCACAUUCCAGCCAAUCGAACAGGGGGCGUGUACAGCUGCCCGGUCACGGCUAACCCAUCAGAGUGCAGUAGGAUAAAAUUCAUAGAUGAAAACCUGGACCCCACUGUGGACCUGCUGGAGGACAUGUGGUUGGGCGUCACAGUAGCCAGUCAGGGCCGACCUGGAGGGAGGGUUCUGGCAUGUGGACACCGGUUCGUUAAGGUCUACCAGGGAGAUAGAAAGAUAAUUGGCCGGUGCUAUCUCCAUAGAAACGGCCAACAUCUUGAUGAAGAGCCGCCAAACUGGGAGCAAAUACAGCAGCCAUGCGAUUACAGGGGGGAUCACACCGGUGAGGGCAUGUGUACUUAUGGAAUCUCUGCCUUCAUCACGCACACCGACGCCAUCUUUGGCUCACCUGGGAGCUACAGUUGGCAAGGAAAUGUUUAUGCCUUCUGGAUGAAUCCGAACAAUGACUUUUUUUGGACAAAGAACUCCUUUGACCACAAGAACUCAAGUUAUAGGAAUAUUUAUUUAGGAUACUCGGUCACUCAGGCUCUUUACCUUCUCUCUGCAGAGAGUCAAACCAUCGUAGCAGGGGCUCCCAGAGACAAUAAAAUGGAUGCCCGUGGUUCUGUGAUGCUGGCGGUCAAGCGAUCCAAUGAUCUGGUGAUUCAGCAGACUCUACGAGGUCAACAGGUUGGCUCGUACUUUGGUAACGUCGUGGUAGCCGUAGACCUCAACAGGGAUGGGUGGAAUGACCUGCUGGUGGGUGCUCCUUUUUACUUCAACCGCCAGCAGGAGGUGGGUGGGGCAGUUUAUGUUUACAUGAAUAAAGGAGGGAGGUUCCACUCUGAAGCCACUGUGGUUCUGAUGGGUUCAGUUGGAUCUGCUUUUGGAAUGGCUGUUGCUGCAGCAGGGGACCUCAACCAAGAUGGCUAUCAGGACUUUGUAGUGGGAGCUCCUUUUCACGAUACCGGAUGUGUGAUGAUCUGGACUGGGAGCCAAGAGGGAAUCUCUGCAGAACCGAGUCAGAUGAUCGAAGGACGUUCUGUAUCUCCUGGGUUCAAGACCUUCGGGUACUCCCUGGCUGCAGGUGUGGAUGUUGAUGGAAACCACUACCCAGACCUCCUGGUCGGCUCUCUGGACGAUACCGUCGCCCUCCUCAGAUCUCGCCCCGUCAUCCAGCUGAACACCACAUUAAGAGUUUCUCCAGGUGUGGUCGCCCGAAAUGAGACCGAUAUCAAGGUGAAGGUGUGCUUCUUCUUCAAGUUCAACGCUGGAGAAAACCUCAGCAGCAUCUCUGUCAACUUUACUGUGACUGGAGACGUCACCAGUCUCUCGCCCCGCCUCCGUUUCCAUGACAACAGACAGAGCGUGUACUCCAGCAUCCAGUCAGUAGGAAGUGGAAAGUGUAAAACCCUGAAAGCCGGACUGCUGAGUACCAUCCAAAACGUGGUGGAACCUCUGGUGUUCUCCCUGAACGUCUCUCUAAAUGAGAAACUUCCCAACAGAAGCAAUAUUGUUCAAGAUCUGAAGCGCUUCCCCAUCCUAAGCCCGACACCUCAACUCACCAAAACCCUGAUUCACAUCAAGAAGGCCUGCGGGUCUGAUAACGUCUGUCAAAGUAACCUUCAGAUGGUGGCCUGGUUCACAGAUGAGGAUUACAAACCCUUCCCCAUGCAGGACGGCAACCAACUGCUGAACUACAACAGCAGCAUCAGGAGGUUACUUCUGGAGGUCAACGUCAGCAACACGGCGUCACCAGGCCGACUAGCAGAGGAUGCUCACAACACUGUCCUCAACGUCAGCGUCCCGCCGUCGCUUGUUUACUCUGGAGUCCAAAAAAAGGGGGGCAGCUCAGGAGCCAUUGAGUGUUCUGUUGAUGGGGCCACUCUUCUCUGUCAGCUGGGAAAUCCCUUCAAAACCAACCAGAAGAUUCAGAUGUUCAUUAAAUUUGAGCCAUCUGCGAUCGCUUUGGACACCAAGGAAAUCCAGUCUCGGCUGGUGCUGUCCACGCUCAGCAACCAGUCAGAUCUGUCUCCAGUCUUCGUCUCCUUGCUGGUGGAGUAUUCCCUGCAGGCGACUCUCACUGUAAUCAAACCGGGUUCAGUCUUCUUCAGUGGUCAGGUGGUUGGUGAGCGGGCCAUGAAGAGCACGGAGGAUGUGGGCAGUCUGGUGGUCUUCACCUUUCAGGUUCACGUCCAGGGGAAGCCUCUGGGUCACCUUGGCGAGCUGGAGGUCGAGUUCGAUUGGCCGAAGGAGGUGGCGAACGGAAAGUGGCUGCUGUACCUGACAGAGGUCCUCUUGGAAGGCACCUCGAAUCGUCAAUGCACACACGGCGACAUCAUCAACCCUUUGAAGCUUGUGAUGUCCAAUGAUGAGAGGACGAUGAGGAUGAGGCUGGGGAUGAAGGGAGAAGAGGAAAGGAAACAACAAGAGAAAACUCUCCCAGUCCUCAGCAUGCAGAGACAGAGGAAGAACUUUAAACUGAGCUGCAGCAGUGGGGCCAGGUGUGUGAAGUUCUCCUGUCCUCUGCUCAACAUGAACAACUCUGCAACUCUGUUGGUGAAGAGCCGGCUGUGGAACUCCACCAUGAUUGAGGACUACAGAGAUGCUAGCAGUGUGUUGGUUCAAGGCCUGGCCACUUUGAAAUUGAAGACCAUGAAGAGAACCGUCACCAUGAAGUCGUCCCCCUCACUGAUUGAGGUCAGCAUUUACCCAGAGUUUGAGCUGCAACUGAACUCUGGCGCCCCCUGGUGGAUCAUCAUGGUGUCAGUCCUGGCUGGAGUUCUGCUGCUGGCUCUGAUCUGCGUUCUGCUUUGGAAGUGUGGCUUCUUCAAGAGAGCCAGCACCAGGGAGAUGUACGAGGCCAAGACCCAAAGAGCCCACAUGAAGAGCCAGCCGUCUGACAUGGACAAGCUGACCGAGGAGCUCUGAGGCUGGGCAGGCUGCUGCAGGAGAGGCCUGCUUGUCAGUUCUUUGUGCGUCCUGAGGCGUGGCAGACGGCGGUGCUCCAGCAGAGGAGGAUUAUGGGUAACACCGAGCAGCAUGUUGAUGAUGAUGGUUUCCUGAUCCGGGAACAAGUGACCUCGACCCAGAACCGGAAGAUCCAGAAACAUUGGGUCACCAUUUGGACUGAAAGCCACUGAGAGACCUCUGGUAUCCAUAGAAACGGAUCUUAUACCAAUCUGGACCAAAUCUGAUCAACACUGCCAGGCUGCUGCCUCUCACUUCACCCUGAGUUACUCAGAGGUGGAGCUUCAAACUUAAAGAUUUCUUAUUGGUACCAUUUUUAUCGAUCUGUGUGUGAUUUGCCCUCAGUCAUUGGAAAGGAUCAUUUGAUCCAGCAAGGUUUUAAUUUGAAGGGCUCUUAUAAAUAUUGUAAUUCUCCAACAGAUAUUGCUGCAGGGUCAGCAUUUCUGUCCAUGCUGCCUUCAUGACUCGUCUGUAAAUUCGUCCUGCUGCCUUCAGGUGCUGCGUGGUCCAGUGUUGUUCGUGCUGUAGAGAUGAGUGUACAGUUUUGUAAUUUCUAACAGCCACUGAAAGCAGCUGUAGUCUGUGUGUGUUAGCAUUCCCUGCAGUGUCGAUGGAUGUUUUGUCUGUAUGCUGAUGAUAUUAAAGUAUUUUUAUACUA
Gambusia affinis (western mosquitofish) is the source of this 4045-nucleotide messenger RNA. RefSeq names its product integrin alpha-3-like. Gene Ontology annotation, cellular component: external side of plasma membrane; integrin complex. The coding region runs from base 238 to 3348 and encodes 1036 amino acids. The record is from RefSeq and is a predicted model, not a curated record. Lineage: Eukaryota; Metazoa; Chordata; Actinopteri; Cyprinodontiformes; Poeciliidae. Gene Ontology annotation, biological process: cell-matrix adhesion; leukocyte migration; cell adhesion mediated by integrin. Gene Ontology annotation, molecular function: integrin binding. The transcript is spliced from 29 exons.